Messenger RNA from Pseudocercospora fijiensis CIRAD86, 954 nucleotides. RefSeq lists its product as uncharacterized. NCBI's taxonomy places the organism in Eukaryota, Fungi, Ascomycota, Dothideomycetes, Mycosphaerellales, Mycosphaerellaceae. The annotation marks the transcript as partial. The transcript has 3 exons. The record is from RefSeq and is a predicted model, not a curated record.
GAGGUUUUAAAUGUCCUAGAGAAGUACGGCACCCAUGUCGGGAUGUUAGACACCACUACACCCUCUGGUCCUAUCCCAUGGAGUGGAAAGCUUCGAUUCUUGCCCCAUGUCUAUCAUCAUAUCUCAAGGUCCACCCCGGUCCAGCUCACGAUGCCAGCUUUCCCUUGCAAGAGCCUGAAUCGCGAGAACAAAGUCCUGGGCCAUCUUCCCGACCUCGGAGAAGAACUUGCCCUUCGCCGAUUGAAUGCAAUGGCCGAGAAUGUGAAGGAGGCCUACGAGUUUGGAGCCGUCGUCAACAUUGCGUCUGACGGAGUCUUGUUCAACGACGUCCUCGGUAUCAGCGACCAAGACUGCUGGGACUAUGGAGUCGAGCUUGAAGCUAUCAUCAAGAGGGAAAAGUUGGAGAAUGUCAGGUUCAGACCUUGCAUGAGUGUGCUUGGCUUCAUCUGCGACGAUGGCUUGACGGAGAAAGUGUUCCUCGACACAGCACAGAUGUGCCGCGAGCAGCUCGAAACACGGUUUGCCCCGACAGAGCAACACCUUACACAGCUGAUCAAGAGCGAUGAAGAUACUAUGCUGACUUACUGCGGCAUGGUCAAGUUUUUGCAGUCCGAGAUGGAGACGAGUCCGACACUCAUAGGGCUGGGGAGCAGUGCCAAGAUCAGACUGUACAAGAAGACGGCAAAGGCGAUGAUGAGACGGUCUGAAGCGUUCACAGGCGCCAUUCGGACUCUGUUCCCUCACCACGUUCGCCUAUCGAUGCACCCAUCCUCGGGUGCUUCAAAGCUUUCUGUCGCAUUGAUCCCGGCAGCCGAUGGAGGAUUCCAGAAGUCACCCUGGCACAGUUGUGUUGCUCUGGGAUUGAACGGCCAACCAGCUUGUGUCCACUCCGAGGACGUUAGGGACACUCAUGACCUCAUUCUGCGAAAUGGGCGUCCAUACUUUUUUCAAGAA